Molecule: messenger RNA, 630 nt
Organism: Phytophthora infestans T30-4
Lineage: Eukaryota; Oomycota; Peronosporomycetes; Peronosporales; Peronosporaceae
Exons: 1
Coding region: 1-630 (209 amino acids)
Source: RefSeq, a predicted model, not a curated record
AUGGAUUUGGUGCUCUUGCUGUGCUUCGUGGCCACUUGUUCGAAGGGCAUGUGCAUUCGGUACUGCCGCGAGGUGGAACGUUUAAAGUUCGACGUUUGGUCGAAAACAACGAGGCGUACGAUUGAUGACCCUAUGGGAGAUGAAUGGGACGGCGAUGACGAGGAUGGUGAUGAUGGCAUGAAUGAAGAUGAUGCCGUUGCGAUGGAAGAAUCCAAUGCUGUGGCGUUGGUCGACGGUGGCGCCGCACCUGUCAUUUCUUUUCAGAGAUUCGAGAAAGUUGUCGUUUUCAAUGAUGACAGUGAAAUUGAAGCUGCUACUAAUACGAGUUACCUACAGCCAGCGGUGAAGAAUUACCAGUCGGUCGAUGCGAUUAUCAAGCCGGAUAUUUUGCUCCAGGUGACAGGUGCACACAAACACCCCUGCAAGCAAAAAGGUCUCCACGAUGUGUUGGAGCUUCUGGGAAAUCCUGCAGCACCGCGGCUGUACUUCGUGCUUCCGCCUGACAGAUUCACCGAUUUCAAAUAUCAAAAGUAUCUGGACUCAAAACGCAAGAGGAUGAUGGCGCCAAGCUAUGAGAACGUGUGCAAGAUACAGCAGUUUGCGAUGGAAGUCAAACUUGAAUCGGAGUAG